AUGUGCGUCGAGAAAAUUCGCUACUUUUCUUGCGGAUGCAAGAAAUCCCAAGGUUUCAAUCAAUGCAUUGCUCGUCAAGGAACCACCUUCAAAUGUGCUCCGAUGGUCAAAGAACGCCUUCCAGAUUCGUCUCACAUGUGCAUCGCACACAUGGUCAAGCCAGGAAAAGAUGAGAUGCGCCGCCCUUGA
Aureobasidium pullulans EXF-150 is the source of this 189-nucleotide messenger RNA. RefSeq lists its product as uncharacterized. Lineage: Eukaryota; Fungi; Ascomycota; Dothideomycetes; Dothideales; Saccotheciaceae. The coding region runs from base 1 to 189 and encodes 62 amino acids. The transcript has a single exon. The record is from RefSeq and is a predicted model, not a curated record.